Molecule: messenger RNA, 2957 nt
Organism: Protopterus annectens (West African lungfish)
Lineage: Eukaryota; Metazoa; Chordata; Ceratodontiformes; Protopteridae
Product: medium-chain acyl-CoA ligase ACSF2, mitochondrial-like
Exons: 16
Coding region: 174-2015 (613 amino acids)
Biological process (GO): fatty acid metabolic process
Molecular function (GO): medium-chain fatty acid-CoA ligase activity
Source: RefSeq, a predicted model, not a curated record
UUUGCAGAGUUCAGGGGCGGAGAUGGAAGAUCUAUAUUUGUGUUACCAUGUACAGACAAAAAGUAACUGUUUUUGAAAAACUCUUGGCACUGUACAGACUACAGAUUUCCUAAUAUAAAUACAUAGUCACAUAUCUACACCCAUUAUAUCAUAUUUGCCUGACAGUUACAGCUAUGGUCUCAAGAGUACUUCAGAGAUGGCUUGCCAGUAAGGCCCACCUUCAGACUAAGAAGUAUUUGCAGGCAAGUGGCUUGUGGCCAAACAAAAUCCAAGGAUUUCAGAUAUCCAGUGCACAAUAUGAUGAAAGACCACCAAUGAGUCCCAUUCUAACUACCAGUUACGUUCAUGGAGCAUGCCACAUUCCACUUGUAUCCAAAACUACAGGGCAAUGUCUGGAAGAGACAACAAACAGGUUUCCAGAUCGAGAGGCUGUGUUUUUUGUAAAGGAAGGAAUCAGAAAAACAUUUCAGCAGUUGAACAAGGAUGUAAACCAGCUGGCAGCUGGACUGUUAGCCAUUGGUCUGAAGAAGGGGGACCAUCUAGGAAUGUGGGGUCCAAACUCCUAUGAGUGGAUAUUGCUUCAGUUUGCAACAGCCAAGGCUGGAAUAAUAUUGGUCACAGUAAACCCAGCAUACCAGUCCCAAGAACUUGAAUACAUUCUGAAAAAGGCUCAUAUGUUAAAGUUUAUUCUGUCUAAUUGUGAAAGGACGAGGAAUGUUUUGUCUGCAUUUCCUUCCUGUGAUGAAAACUCUGCUUUGUGUAGUUCUGUUUCUUCAAUUUCUCAGGCCACUACUCAUCAUUUAAAGCUGCCAGAACUGAAAGCAGUAAUUGUGCUGGACAGUAAACUACCCGGUACAUUUCAUUUUGAUGAGGUGAUGCAGGCUGGAAGCACGAGUUAUAUGCAGCAGCUUCAAGAGCUACAGAAAACACUGUCCUUUGAUGACCCAGUCUGUGUUCAGUUCACCUCUGGAACUACUGGAAAGCCAAAGGGUGUGAUCCUAACACAUCAUGGCACUGUAAACAAUGCAAGAUUCAUUGGCAUCAGACUUGGGUAUUAUUGGCGAGUUAUGCGAAUCUGUAUCCCAGUUCCCUUGUACCACUGCUUUGGAACAGUAGCUGGAGGAUUGAUGAUGGGUGUCUUUGGAGCUACUCUGAUCUUCUCAUCUCCAACAUUUGAGGGAAAAGCUGCACUGGAAGCCAUCCAUAAAGAAAAGUGUACAAUCAUAUAUGGGACUACAACAAUGUAUAUUGAUAUGCUAUCACAGCCGGACUUCUCAAAGUAUGACCUGUCAAGUUUGGAAACAGGGAUCAUUGGAGCAUCACCAGUACCAAAAGAAAUAUUUAAGAGGAUUAUGACUGAAAUGCAUUGUAAAGAACUUGCAAAUAUUUAUGGAACAACGGAAAACAGCCCUUCUACAUUCAUUAACUUUGCAAAGGAUGAGUUUAGAAGGAAGACUGAAACAGUUGGGUACAUUGCACCUCACACAGAGGCUAAAAUCGUGGACCCCAUUACAGGGCUUAUAGUACCUCUAAACACACCUGGAGAGGUUUUCAUCCGUGGUUACUGUAACAUGUUAGGCUAUUGGGCUGAUCCAGAGAAAACCAAAGAAGCUAUAACUGCUGACCGAUGGUAUAAAACAGGAGAUCUGGGUAUCUUGGAUGAAUUUGGGUACCUUAAAAUUGUGGGUCGCUGUCGUGACAUGGUCAUCCGAGGAGGAGAGAAUAUUUAUCCUGCUGAGAUUGAGCAAUUUCUGCAUACACAUCCCAAGAUCCAAGAGGCACAGGUUGUGGGUGUGAAGGAUGAAAGGAUGGGAGAAGAAGUCUGUGCUUGUCUACGUAUAAAAGAAGGAGAAGUAGUCACAGCUGAUGAGAUAAAAGCAUUCUGCAAAGGCCAGAUAUCCCAUUUUAAAAUCCCUCGAUAUGUAGUGUUUGUGAAGAGCUACCCCAUGACUGCAUCUGGGAAGGUUCAGAAAUACAUUCUGGCAAAAGAAAUGGAGAAACAUCUUGGACUCUGAACAUCAUCAAUAACACCACAAUACUCAUUUAUGAGUUGAAAGAAUCUCUCCUAGCCCAUAUAACGACUUGGAUGGCAUCUGCACAUUUCUGGUCUCAUUCCUUCCACUACCCAUUAUCCUGGUUAUUCUUAUUUCAUUUACUUUGGAUUAAUUGACUUUAUGGACUCUGUAUGCUCUAUGGAUACAGGCAUAUGGAAAACAAUAUAAAGCACUUACAGUUACAGAUUACUUUCUACAUUUAAACAUUCUUAUUGCUUUGCUAGUGUUAGGUAUUGGAAUGCUGUGCAUAUUUCUCCUGAGUGUAUAAUCUGUCAUCCCCACUUAACCAGCAGCUUGGACCUUUUCCUGUUUUAGUACUGCAACAUGACUCGAUUUAAUUUAUACAUUUUCUCAUUCUUUAUGUAUGUAUUGCUUUUAAAAGGUGACAGAUCCAUGUACCAGCUAUUCCCUAUUCCACUUUUACCUAUAUUCCUUCUGAUCUAUCACUCUUUUUUUCAGAUCAAGCCUAUUCAAUUAUAUGCUUUUUUUUGAAAAGUGUUACUGUUAAGAACUACACUGAGCGUUUAGAUGCAUCUAAAACUUUUGGUUGCACCCCCUGGCUGUUUUUACUAACAUGCAUUAUUUUGUACCAUAAUUCUCUUUUUGGUCUUUACCUGCAUUAUUCUAUUUGCCUUUAUCUAGACUGGGUCAGUCAUGUCAAUGUCCUUACAUAUAUCUUUCAAAAUUACACAGGAUAUUUCAAAUACAACCUUACCAGCUGUUUGCAGUACCGGAUAAUCCUAUAUUAUGCAGGUAAUGAGCAACAUAAAGAUCUCUACCUCACAACUCCAUGGUCUCGGGGUCAUUUCUGACCUCUGUUGUCUCACUGUCUGUCUGUGUGAAGUCUGCAUGGUCUUCCACUACCAACUGCUGUACUCUCUUACCUUCUAACCCUCCCUCAGG